Molecule: messenger RNA, 948 nt
Organism: Prunus mume (Japanese apricot)
Lineage: Eukaryota; Viridiplantae; Streptophyta; Magnoliopsida; Rosales; Rosaceae
Source: RefSeq, a predicted model, not a curated record
AUGGAGAAUGAAGAAAUUGGUGAACAAGAAAUAGAUGAAGAUUUGGAUGAAGAAUUUGAUGAAGGCAUUAAGAUUUUACUUAUGGAAACUCAAACAUUAAUACAAGUGCUACAUCAGUCAGAGGGGGAUGAAGGACAUAUUGAGCGUCCGCUAACUCGACGACGAAUUACUACUGUUGGAUAUGAUUAUAUACAUCAGGCAUUGAACGAGGAUCCCGCAAUUUUCCGACAGGAUUGCAUUGGAGCUAUUGAUGGGACACAUAUUCCAGCAAUAGUGAGGGGAUGCGAUGUCAGCAACUAUCGUAAUCGACGUGGAAAUAUAUCCAAAAAUGUAUUGGCAUCUUGCAAUUUUGAUUUGGAAUUCAUGUAUGUCCUUAGAGGAUGGGAGGGUUCGGCUCAUGAUUCAAAAGUGUUAAGUGAUGCUCUAUCAAGGAGGAAUGGUAAACAUUUCUUAGUGGAUUGUGGAUUUGCCAACCGACGCCAAUUUUUAGCUCCAUUUCGAGGUGUGCGAUAUCAUCUCCAAGAUUUUGCAGGUCAUGGUCGUGAUCUUGAAAAUGAAAAUGAGUUGUUCAACCUUCGUCAUGCGUCCUUAAGGAAUGUGAUCGAGAGGAUAUUUGGUAUUUUUAAAUCGCGCUUCACAAUUUUUAAGUCAGCUCCUCCAUUUCUAUUUAACACACAAGCAGAGCUAGUGUUAGCAUGUGCAACAUUACACAACUUUCUUCGUAAGGAGUGUCGUUCCGAUGAAUUUCCUAUUGAGCCAACUGAUGAAUCUUCAUCAUCUUCAUCCUCACCAAUACCAGUUGAUGAAGAGGACAAUUUUGAGCAGAUUUAUCAAACCCAAGACCAACAAAGAGAGGAUGCUAAUACAUGGAGAGCUAGCAUAGCUUCAGCUAUGCUAUCUAGGUCAUAUGAGGAGAUGAAGCUCCAACAAAUGUUUAUUACGUCUUGA